GCUGCUGCGGCCGCCGCGCUCCGCCCCGGGGUGGUGGCGCGAAGGGCCGGCGGUGCAGCGCGGCCGGAGGAUAACCCUCUUUCCUGACUUGGUUGAUGGUAUGGUCUCUGAAACUGUUGUGAUGGCCCAGGGCCUGGCAUGAGUGACCAGCUGGGAAGCUGGGGUUGUGUAGGUAGACCUUGAUGCAACUUGCUUGAGUAUUUUGUUUUAGUGUGCUCACAUCUGGGCAUUUGAAGCUGAUGAAAUGCAGCACACAUCAACAGAAUUCAUCAAUUUUUAAGCAAGCAAAUAAGCAUUUGAUCCAAAAGAUGUUGCUCUAAGAGUCAGUGGACUCUAGUUUUGGCAGAACUGCUUGAAUCCUGCGACCAGGAAUGCUCUGCUGAACAUGCUGAACUGAGUCUCCAGAAGAGCAUGCCAGGAACGGGUUUGGUCACAGGUGACUUUUGAUACAACCAGGCAUUUUAGUGAAGGAGCUGUAAGACAGAGAAGCCUGAAAAGACUAAAGCUGCAAGAACAGGAGCACAUUCGAAAACGGGGGAAAAAAAGAGAGGGGGUUGAAAGAAAAAGACGUGGUGAUGAAAAGAAGUUCAAGAGAGAAAAAAGAAAGCUAAGCUCGAGAGGAGAGAAGAGAGGCAGAUAGAUGGAGAUGAGAAACACCCCCCACAGCAGCAGAAGGUACCAGCUGAAGAGCAGCAGUGGCCAGAGAAUAUGCCUGAAUGGGAAGAAAGGAAAUCCCUGCUAGCUCAGAGAAGAGUGGAGUCUGUCAGACUGCUUACAGUGCUGUUAAAUCGUGUGAACUUGGCAAGUCAAAAAGUGGAUCCUUCAUUGGGUGUAAGGAAGGACGAUUCAUUUUCUGAAACAGCAUUAAAAGACAUCCCCCAGGAACAGAUUAACUCCCACUGUCGCACGCACAAAGAGCUGAAACACCAGGAAGAGUUUAAGUGCCUGUUAACCCGAAAAGGUGGUGGUUUGUGCAGUGAGGAAGGAGAUGUGAGUAAUUUCCAUGCAUCUGCUUGUCACAUAGUCAGGACAGUGUUAAAUGAGCCCUCUCCAGCCCCGGGUUCUGAGGGACUGCCUGGCAGAGACGUGUGCGACUCCUCUGGCUGGGGAUCUUUGCUGAUUACGGUCACCCAGGACAGCAGGGUCAUCGAAUCUCUCGGUGGAAGGGACCACCCAGCACUGAAUGCAGCUCACACAGAGACAGUGCCUGAGGAAGAUGAUUGCAAAAAGCAAAAGGUUUAUGAGACUGAUGAAUUCAUCCAUUAUUUACUGAACUACUAUCAGACACCGCACUAUGCACGUGUUUGCUUAGAGCCAAAAAACACGGCGACCAAGUCCUGGUGGAAGAGAGUGGUGUCUGGUGAUGGUGGUGAUUUUGAUAUCAGCUUGAGUAACAAACAUGGGCAGCACCUCAGAGAAGUGAGUCCUGUACAAAACCUCCAGAAGAGAAAUUGUAGUAGCGAUAGUAAUUAUAGACUGGUGAUCACUGUUGGGGAACUUGAAUCAACAGACAAAGCGUCAGAAAACAAGGUCCAUGGGGGCAAGCUUGCAAAAAAGUUGCAAGUGCAGAGGAAUGACUCACUCGCUGUUGAUAACUUACCACAUGCAGUUCUGAAUCAUUCUUUGGAGUGCACUGCUGUAACUUGGAAUAAGGAGUUCAAACGAGAAGAUGGUAGAGAUGAAGGCACUGUAUCAUACGAAACAUGUAGAUCUGCUUGCAGAUUAAAGGAUUUGUUGGAAGAGAUCAGUGAUUCUGAGUACUUUAGAGAGGCAUGUGGCAGCUCAAUGAAGAGAGCAGAAAAAAGAUGUGAAGGAAUUUACAGCAAUUGCAAUAGAGGGUGCUUGCCUGGAAGAGGUGAGGAAGGAAAAUUGCUGGUUUACCAUAAAAAUGUAGCUCUAGAAGGUCAAGAGAAGGAAACCAACAAAUGUAAUUCCUGUUCUAAUUCUGUCCAUGAGAGCUUGACAAGGCAGUGGGAACAUAAGCUUAAAAAGUCGUGCAAGCGGUCUAGUAGUAGAUUAAGACAUGAAGGACAGAAAAGUGAGAGACAAUCCAGGGAAGAGGAGAGAAAUGCUCAUAAAAUGAAGAAAAAGCGAAAAAAGCUUUCUUCUAAUUUUUUAUCUGAUGAAUGUGGCUUUUCAGAGACGGACAGUUGCAUGCAGCUGGAGUCGCUCAGAAAGAUACAGAGAAAAUGUAAGAAAAUGUUCCACAAAAAAGUGAAAUUCAAGACACUUCACACCGCCAUGGCAGCACCAGAUGUGACCCCUUGUGAUGGCUCACCCCUUCAGGAGACCCUCCAGAGGAGAGGUGAGAAAGAGGGACACCACAACUAAGGGGACUGAAUUUGACAGACCCUGCAGGUGAGGAGAUGAGAGGAAACUAAUGCUGAGAAGAGAGAUGGAUGCAGAUGUCAGAGGAUGCCCUCUAUUUCCUCUUGAGAUAAUUCAGACAAACCCCUGCUCAGAUACUUUCUGUGGAGCAGAACCCAGAAGAGGAUGCUGAACAGCUACGAUAUAAUAGUUCUGAAUUUUUUGUACAGAAGUGGGAGAAGAAAGCCCUUUGAUCAUUAAAAGGUAUAUGAAAUACUGGUUUGGGGUUUUUUUUGCUUAGGUAAUUCCUUUGGUUAGAAUAUCUGACUGGUGCAGUGACCCACAAAAGCAGAAUCUGUGUUUGCCUUUUGGAUAACAGAGGACCAAAACUUUCCCCAGGGCCAGACAAACUUUCAUGGAUCAGCUGCUAAGAAUUUGAAAAGAUAUGAAUUGAGAUGUUGGAGUGUUAUACUUUGAUUAAAUGUAGGGAAUCAUGUAAAUAUCAAAAUCGCAGUAUUUAGCAAUGAGUCAUUGGAAACAAACAUACUUGUCAAUCCUAGAGCAAGCAUAUGAAGUGCCUCCUCAAUCAGAUUGUUAUAAUGAUGGGGCUGGAAGGUGUGGGGGACAUUUAUACUCAAUUGUGUGAAGUAAUAGAUUUCCAGAUAUGAAAAAAAUCCCAUCUUCUGUAAAACCCACACUGGAAAAAUGCUUGUUUUCUAUUCACAAUUCUAGAGGUGUUUCUGAAAACUUUCUGGUCUUUGGGAGGAAGGAUUUCACUGAACUUGUGCUCGAUGUAGUGUUCCCAGGAAUCUGAAUGGUUGUCUAAGCAAAGCUCUGAGUGUUCAAUAAUGAAAGGGCAAUGCUUCUCAGCCUGCUGACAGUCCUCUGUAAAUGCAGGUUGACAGUUUUUUCACACAAUUUCCAAGGCACAUGUGGUGAGGUAGCUAUUUAGUAUGAGUUUGCUUACAAAUAAUUUCCAGAGGAAUUGUGAAAUGUUGUGGGACUUGUGCUGCAUGUAGGUAAAAAUGUGAAAACGCAGUCUAGGAGCUUGAGUUAUAUCCAUAUUUAUUCAGCUGGCUAUAUCUACAAGACAGCCACAAUUGCUUUUGGACAAAGUUCCUUAGCAAGAUAUAGAGGACCAGCUCAAAGUUCAAUACUCUGAUUAUUGCAGCUUUCAUUUUAUUAAUGCUUUAUUUAUUACAUGUCAGUAGACUAAGUUAAUGUGAAAAUGUUGCCUUCAUUACAUAGAAUCUUACCCAUAUUUGUAACUUCUGCUCUAAUAAAUAGUAAUAAAAAAGAAUAAUUGUAAUUUUUUGUGGUAGAUAGAUUUCCCCCCAGUCUUCAAUACUGGUGAUUCCUACAGGCUUCUAAGCUAGGUUUUAUCAGCCUUCUCUGUUCAUAUGUUCAGAUGUUGAGUGCCUUUUCAGGGUUAUGAAUGACAAAUGGUUGCUACUCAAAGUAGUGUUAAUCUAUUACUUUUAUCUAAAAAGAUCUUAUUUUCUUGACAGAAAUAUUUUCUGACUAUUUUGGAGAACAUUUAUGCCCCUCUUAAGUCUCCUUUUUAGUAUUUUAUACAUUUCUAAUGAAGAUCAACUGUUGUACUUGUUGACUGUGUAAAAUGUUUUCAGUUGCACUGAUGUGACAUACCAAGGGUGUUUUUUCUCUAUGCAAUAUUUGCAGAUUAAAGAUGACAAAACUUCCCCCUCUGUCAAUCUAUAGGCAGUUCUGUGUCCAUGAGUACCUGUUUCCCAUGAGACAGGCCUUUUGAUUACAGGUGAGGAAGUUAUUUCUUUUUGUUAAUCUGGGGGAGAAGGAACAAAUGAUUUCCUUCGGUGUAAAUUUCCAGUGUUUUAUCAACGUGCUGGCACAAUAUUCAAUAACAAAUAAACACUCCAGUUCUGCAAUUGCUUCUUGCAUUCACCUACACUGAUUGAAACUGAUAAAGCAAAUCCUCUGUCUCCAAGUCCUCAUUCCAUGUAAAACCUCGUUAGUAAAUAAAAUAUGCAUGCACUUUAAAUUGA
Molecule: messenger RNA, 4328 nt
Organism: Chiroxiphia lanceolata (lance-tailed manakin)
Lineage: Eukaryota; Metazoa; Chordata; Aves; Passeriformes; Pipridae
Product: A-kinase anchor protein 17B
Exons: 7
Coding region: 709-2331 (540 amino acids)
Source: RefSeq, a predicted model, not a curated record